UUGCAAACUUCAGCGUCAUACACUGGUGCAAAUUUGCACCCACGAAAAUUUCAAAAACUUCAAAAUUCCUUUCUUCAAUUUGCCCAUUUUUCUAUAAUAAAAUUUGAUUUUUCAAUUUUAUUUAACGAUUGUAAUCGAUCACUGAGGAAUCGUUACCCCUAAAAAAUCUCGUUGUAAGAUUAAUUCCAUGUAUUCAUGGACGAAAUAAAAACGUUUUGAAAUGUCCAAGUGCAAAUUUGCACCAGCGUGGCGAAUGUGCGACUUCAAAGGAAUAGUUGUGUCUACGGGUUAAUAAAAAUAAAUCGAUCCUAAAUGAUAAAUAAACGGUAAGAAAUUGAAUGUUUUUACUCGCUUCUUUCUUUGUAGUCACGUGAACUUCUCUACGGUCAUAUUUGUUAGCAAUUAAAUUAUGAUUCAAUCGCAAAUGCUAUGACUUUUUAUUCACUACCCAGAAUGAGCGAUGGCGUCGUGAAUUUCGACAAUAAAUAUUCCCCUGAAAAAUAAUCGAUUACGAAAAUAGUUUGAUUAAUCAUCACUAAUUCAUUUUCCUCACGGAUUGUUAACAACGACGAGUGAGACGAGAUUUCUCUUCCGGGUCAAGAAACUUGGGAUCAAGAGAAAGAAAAGUUGCAACGUGGAUAUUCGUGUACGAAUAAAUAAUACGAAAAAACGAUUUUUCUUUAACGUUUCUCUGGUAAUUAAGCCGAGUUUUUGGAGAAGAAAAAAAUAAUUGAUUCCAUACGGAAAUAUUGACGGCACGUAAUUCAAGAAAUUUCUCAACAGUUCCACCCCGUCGUUGAGGAUGAAAAUAGAUGAACCAAAAUAGUCCGUAUACUUUGGUGCAGCACCGGUAAUUCCGGCACAUCGGUCUAGUCGUUCGACCAACUUUCGUCGUCACGUUUUUCCUAUUCAACGUUUCUAGUUUUAUAUUCCUGAAAUAUUUAACUUGCAUUAUUGAUUUUGGCGAUACGACAAACAUUGUGAGCCUCCUCGAGCAGCAUGUUGGGCGAAGAUUCAGAAACAUCGAUCGCCGAUUACUUCCGAGCUAACUUACUCGAAGUGCGGAACGCGGUCAGUGCCGCAGAUUUUAAAAAAUUCUCUGCUCUCACGACGAACGCCGAAAGAAUAAAUUUCAUUCUCAAUUAUCCGGAAGCUCAUAAUUUACCACUGGAAGUUGAGAACGCUGCGAAAAAAAAUCUCAACAAAGCUCUCAGGACCAAGGAAACCGGUAAUCAAUAUUACGCUGUCGGGGAUUACAAGCGUGCGUUAGAAAAUUAUUCAAAUGCCAUCCUCAUUGCACCGCGCAAAGAACUGGGUAUUUUUCUGGCGAACCGUUCAGCAGUGUUGCACCACAUCGGACAACACGAUCUCGCUCUGUCCGACAUCGAGGAAUGUAUAAAAGUUGGUUACCCGAAGGAUUUGAUGUACAAAGUGGAGGAAAGACGAGCAAAAUGUUGGCUGGCAUUGGAGAAUCAUUCCCAGGCAAUAGAUUCGUUCAGAAAGACUUUGUCAGUGUUGGACGACGCGAAACUUACGGCAGAACGUAAAAAAAAACUGGAGUCUGACGUCAGAAUAAUGCUGGCACUCAUGGAAAAGGGGAACCAAUUUUCGAGCAAGAAAAAUGCGAAAAAACACCAGCAACGAAUGAUGGAGUUGAAGAAAAAUGCACAGAACAAUGACUCGAAAAAAGCAGCACCACGAAUUCGGGAAACCAAUCCGCUGUACCCCUCGUGCAGCAAAUCCGUCGAUAUUCGACACGGUGACAGCUCCGUUGGAAGAUACGCAGUCGCCACGAAAGACAUAAGUCCUGGAGAAAUAUUGGUCGUGGAAAAACCUCACAGUGCUGUGCUCCUCGCCGAAUACAGGCGAACACAUUGUCAAAAAUGUUUCACGAGGGUCCUGGCCCCGUAUCCUGGGUCAUGUGAUGCCUGUGAUUUGGUAGUCUACUGUAGCGUACGUUGCAGAGACUCGCAUGCAAAAGUACACGAAAACGAAUGCAAGAUUUUGGCAUCCCUUUGGCUGUCACAAGCUUCGAUCACCUGUUUGAUAGCCCUUAGAGCGAUAAUUCAAACCCCAUUCUCAAAACUCUAUCAAAUGAAGGAAGACAUCGUUAAUGGGAAUUAUGAGAUUUCGGAAAAACGUCCAUACGACCCGAAGAACUUCAUGGCCCUUUAUGGACUGGUGACCCAUGAAAGCGAGAGAAUAGCAAACGAUUUAUUCCACAGAGCUUACAUAGCUGCUUGGUUAUUAAGAGUCUUGAAAAUGAGCAAAUAUUUUCCUGACGAUGUCAAAACUCCGGAUGUCGGAGGGCAGGAUUUAUCUACGGAAGAAAAAUUCAUCGGCCAUCUUUUAAUGCACAACCUUCAACUUCUCGCCUUCAAUGCUCACGAGAUUUCAGAGCUCACGAAAAAAAGAGGCGAAACGACGCUCGCAGGAUCGAGCAGUUUGUUCAUCGGUGGUGGGAUUUACCCAACUGUUUCACUUUUCAAUCACUCUUGCAACCCCGGAGUGAUAAGGUACUUUAUUGGAACGACGAUGAUCGUUCGAGCUGCUCGAACAAUCACUGCUGGCAGCGAAAUUUGCGAGAAUUAUGGUCCCAUAUUCACGACCAUGGAAGAAAACGAUCGAAGGCGACAUCUCAGGGUUCGUUACUGGUUCGAUUGUGCUUGCGAAGCUUGCACAGGACAUUGGCCACUUUUGGAGGACAUUGACCCUCGUAUUUUAAGGUUCAAGUGCGACACUGGUCCGCGAUGUGGAAACAUAUUGCCGGUGAACACGGACUCGAACGAUUUUAUGAUUCCUUGUAAAAAAUGUGGCAAAUCGACGAACCUCUUCAAAGGUCUAAAAGCUCUGCAGGACACUGACGCCCUCUUCAAAGUGGCAUCGAGACAUCUCGAGGAAGACAAGUGUGACCAAGCUCUUAAAACUUAUUUGGAAAUGUUGAAACUACUCGACGAGACUCUCGCUCUUCCCAUACGAGAUUAUCACUUGUGUCAACAGGGAGUUCGUUUAUGUAUGCUCACACUCGGUAAUACAUCCAUAGUCUAAACAAGUUGCCCUACGUUCAUGUAACUUUGUUAUUCAUCCGGAAAAAAUAAAUUCGGAGGCAUGAAUGUUAUGCAAAAACUGA
Venturia canescens is the source of this 3130-nucleotide messenger RNA. RefSeq names its product SET and MYND domain-containing protein 4-like. Lineage: Eukaryota; Metazoa; Arthropoda; Insecta; Hymenoptera; Ichneumonidae. The record is from RefSeq and is a predicted model, not a curated record. The coding region runs from base 1000 to 3048 and encodes 682 amino acids. Gene Ontology annotation, molecular function: histone deacetylase binding. Gene Ontology annotation, biological process: compound eye photoreceptor development. Gene Ontology annotation, cellular component: nucleus; cytoplasm. The transcript is spliced from 7 exons.